Molecule: messenger RNA, 6958 nt
Organism: Cimex lectularius (bed bug)
Lineage: Eukaryota; Metazoa; Arthropoda; Insecta; Hemiptera; Cimicidae
Gene: MESR4
Exons: 2
Coding region: 727-6594 (1955 amino acids)
Biological process (GO): regulation of transcription by RNA polymerase II
Cellular component (GO): nucleus
Molecular function (GO): DNA-binding transcription factor activity, RNA polymerase II-specific; RNA polymerase II transcription regulatory region sequence-specific DNA binding
Source: RefSeq, a predicted model, not a curated record
AAAUGUCUGUUAUGGAAAAUAGGAGAUUUUAAAUGAUUUUAAGUUGGGGAAAAUGCGGAGUUUCUCCGCUGUUUCUUAGGUGAUCAAUGGAAAUUGUUUAUUAAAAUUGAGAGUUAAUUUAUUUGGCAGAUUAAAGAUAGUAAUCGGGCGGAAGGGAGUAUAUUUAAUAAAUCGGGCAAGAGUGAGCCCGAAAUGAAAAAUUGAUGAGAAAGGGGGCGAGAAAAGGCGUAAAAAUGGUGAAAACAAUCGAAACGGGCGGAGAAGCCUGGGUGGCUGGAAAUAAUUUCUGGUCCCGAGGCGAACUCCGACCGAGCCGAGACUCGAGAGUGGGGCCGCCAUUUUCCCGAAACUAACCUGAUUUAAGGCGCGUAAGCUCAUCAACGGAGUGUUUUCCUCUCAAUUUCAGGGAGCGGAUAUUUACGUAUUUUGGACGAGCCGUGGCUGUCUCUACCCGGAAAAGGGCCUACAUCGAGCGUACGACGAGUUAUCGAAGAGUUUGGCCCAGCCGAGUCGGAAGCCGUCUGAUGACAAGUCGGUGCCUUUGUGCUGGGACUCGGAGGGUAGAACGAAUCGGUGGACCGGGACGAGCCUCUCCGUGUUUCUAGGAUGUGAGCCGCCCCUCGACAUCGGACCAGCAUCGCAAACCAGAAAAGCGUCUCACUUAAACGUCUUUUCCGUCUGCAAUUCAUCGCCAGGAAAGCCGCCCAGUUAAAUGCUUGAGAAACCAUGGAGGACGGAGUAGAACUCUCUGGAGAUGUUGAAAAUGGAUCAGGAAAGGAGAACUUGGAAGAUGAAAAGAACCCCCUAAAAUCUGGUAACUUUGACAAUUCCGACAGCCUCCCUAACCAGGAAAACAACAAAUUGGAUAUCUCGAGUGCCAAGCUUAAUGGUGAUCGUGAAGAUAUUGUAGCCACUGAUAAAAAUGAUUUUACUGUUUUGAAUGAAACUUUACCCAAUGUGGACCAAGAGCCAAAAUUGGUCACUACAGGAUAUGACGAGUCUAAAAUUAGUAAAGAACGUGAAGAAAAAGAGGAAUCUAAAGCUUUGGAUGAUGAAGAUAAAGAAGGUGACUCAAUGUAUGAACCAAUGACUACAAGGAGUAAGUUGGCCAUGUUGGCAUCUUUAACAUCAUCCUCUGAGCUUACAAUUCAGCUGGUAAGUAAAGAUACUGAUAAGAAUAAUGAUGCAAAAAAUGUAAAAUUUGAUGAGAUGAAUACCAAUGAAAAAGUUCCUAAAGUUGAAAUUACCCUCUCAAAACCUAAAACAAGAUCUCAGUCUGUGGACUCCACAACAUCAGUGGAUAAGGUUAAAAAUUUGGAGGUUAAAUCUAAAAGUCAAAAGCGUAAGGCUGACACAGAAGACAAAAGUGAAUCUAAUGAAAAAUUUCCAAUUUUAUAUAAAGGUUUCAAAAAGAAAAGUGUAACUGAACUACCUGAUAAACAAGAGAAAAAAGUCAAUUUGAAGUGGAAUCCGUUUAAUCCAGCAGCUGCUUGUAAAAGGGAUCCAAAAGUUGCCAAACCCCGACAUAUUUGUGAUGAAAUAGAUUCGUCUAGUUUGCAAUCAGAAUAUGCUCAGUAUCUUGGCCUCCAGCCGAUUCUUAAAUUCAAAUGUUCUAAUUGUGGGAUGUCUUCAUUUCAGUCUAUGAGUGCUCUCAAUUCUCACCAGGUCGAUUGUAAAAAACAGGAUAAGCCAGUGCUGGGUCCGCAGAUGCCUGUGCAGCUAAAUCCCAUCAACGAACCAAAAUCAGCUAAUAUCAAAUUGACUAGAAAAGUUUUUCUCUGCUCUGCAUGUGGAACUUACUAUGAACAUUGGAAUCUCUUUUUACACAUGAGAGAAGUGCACAGGCGAUACAUCUGUUUAUUCUGUUUAGGAAUGUUUUCUGUCGCUGACAAACUUGCAGAACAUUUAACACAAAAACACAAUGUAUCGAAGCAAGAUUUUCAGUCAGUCGAUGAUUUUACAAAGUGCUACCAAACGUUUUUCCUCCUUUGCUUGGUAUGUGAUAAAGUAUUUUCUGAAACUGACACAUUUUCUGAUCACAGCUGUGAGCCAAAGAAGAACAUCGAGUCAUUGGAAGGUUCUUCAAUAACUGCCAAACAAGAAAAUUCAGCCAAUCAGAAUCAGGCCAAAACGUCCCAAGACAGUCACCAGCCAUCGAUGAAAUCCGGUGGGAAAAGGACAAGGGAAUCGGCCAAGAAGAGUUUCAGCCAACAGAAAUCAUUGCAUUCAAAGAAGGACAUAAAUGCCAGUAAUACACUCAAAGCUGAGACCACUGAAGCGUGUGAAAUGUCAAGUGUUAGUUCCCUGAUGCCUCCAGAGGCACAGCCCAAAACAGAAAAUGAGUUAAAUGAAAAAAAUGAAGAAAAUAUGCCACCUACAGCUGAACAGCCAAAUACAAAAUCAGCUGUUUCUGAUGUAGACAUGAAGAAUGUUAAUGAAACUAAAUUUGACAGCAAUCAAACCAACCAAGAAGUCAGCGAAACAUUAAACUGUCACUCAGUGCCUGUAAAGUCAUUGAAAAAAGUGAGGAAGGUAAAGAAAGUCGUCAAGAAACUCGUGAGGAAAAAAAAAUUGCCCAUCACUCCACCAGUUGUGUUACCUCCUGUACAAGAGGAAUCACCACUCCUUCCUUCCAUAAUUUCAACAACUGAUUCAGAUCCGACGGCACCAAUGGACCAAGGUGAAAUUUUAGAGAAAGAGUGCAUCAAUAAUAAUGAACAAGUAAAAGUUAAGGACGAUGUAGAUGAUAGAGAAAAAGAUUAUAACAAAAUGGAAGUCGAUGUUCCUCAACCACAGCCCCAAAACACGCCCAAAAGCCCUAAAGUUAACCAAGAAUUUGAAUUUACAAACAAACUUACAAUCCCUAAAAGCUUGUUUAAGUUGAAAUUACAAUCCACUUUAGAUUCUGAUAAUGAAAGUGAUGAUAGUCAAAAGCUCUCUCUUGUGGUUGACGAACACGCGAGCAGUGCUACUAACAGUGACAAUGAAAACAGCAAAGAUGACAGAAUUGCCCAGUUUAAAGAAAAAAUCAAUGAAAACAGCUCUUCUCAAGGAUCGACGAGUUUUGACGAUGAUCCUGCAAAAGUCAGUCAAAACGUUACCGAAAAUGUAAAUGACAUCGCCCUUGCGGGUGAGGAGGUUGCUGUUAUGGCAUUGGCGUUAGAUGAUAAAAUUGAUAACAUUUCAAUACAAACUGUAGUCAAAGAGUGUGUACGUACUUCGUGUUUGACUUGUAAUUAUUGUAGACAUGCUUCUAAAAUUGCUGUCAAUGGUAAACAGCUUGCUUUGCACUUGCUAUCUGAACACAGAUAUAUGCCAACAAAAAAUGAGACGACCGAAGACGUAAUCAACAAGUUGCGUCAGUCUUUGGAUAAACUGUCGACAAUGUUUUUCAAUUCUGAAACAUACGACAGCACCGACCCUUCAGUCUAUGUGCCAUAUGAUCAAGAAUUGAGAUUUAAUUGUUUUCAAUGCAACCAUGACUCCCCAUCGCAUAAAGACCUUUACGCCCACAAGAAAAAGUACCAUUCUAAAUCAUUACUUUUAUGCAUUAUGUGUAAAUCCACUUUUGUCAGUUACAGUGAACUAAUUUGCCAUUUGUGUCCAGGCAUGUACAGUGCAGAGAUUUUAAAUAUUGAUAUGAAAUUCCGAUGUUGUUUGUGCCCUCUAGACACAAUACCCUCUGGAUUCCGUUUAAUGGUCCAUCUUCGAAAAUCUCAUCACAUGUGCGAUAUCUGUUUGGAAAUUUGUCAGGACCAGCAAAAAUUGUCAACUCACAUGUGGAAACAUAAACUGAAUCAUUUGUGCUACAGAUGCGGGAUUGCUUAUGCCAGCAAACCAGACAUAACAAAACAUCUAUUUUGGAAGCAUGGGACAGAGAGUGUGCUUUGUAAAAAGUGUCUUCAAAAGAAAUGGCCUCAUGUUUAUCACUUUUGCAUACCUCCAACUUCGUUUAUUUGUGAAGAAUGUAACACUUCUUUUAGUAAAGCUGUUGCUCUGAAAGUGCAUAAGCGGAUCCAUGGCAAUGAUAUACCUUAUGCUUGCUCCCAGUGUGAAAAGAAGUUUGUCUCGAAAAAACUUUUAAAGCGUCAUGAAGAAAGACACAACAAACCGGUCAGUAAAAUCGAUAGUAAAAUUGAAUCGGAUAUGAAUGAAGAAGACAGCAAAGAGGAAAUAAUAAAUGUAACAGAUCUUCCAAAUGAAAACCAAGAACCUCUGAAUAUUAAUAAAAAUAAUAGUGCUGAUGAUGAUGAAAACAAAGAAAACAAACCAGCAGAUGGUACUAUAAGGAAAGAAAAGAAAAGCAAUUCUGAACUGGAUAUUCCUCCUUUAAAUUUGUCUUCAGACAGUGACUCUGAUGAUGAUGGUGAUGAUGAUGAUGAUGACAAUUCUCCUAAACCACAGAGUACUGAAAAUGAAAAAGACAAGGGAGAAGACAAUGUAAUGUCCAAUGAAAAAACACCUGUAAGUGAAGAAUUGCUUGACAAUACUAAAGUGAGUUCGAAUCCAGAGUCUGAAAUAAAAGUACAAGAUAAUCUUCCAGAAGUUGAUAGUGUAAUGCCUGAAUUGAAGGGCGUUUUAGACCUUCCCCAGCCUACAGAGAAUAGCACGAGUGAGGGAUUGAUUGAUCCUGUAGUGAGUAAUGCGAUUGAUCAACAUGAAAAAUUAUUGGAUAUAGCCAACCUUCCAUUCGUAAACAAUUUUGGAGAACAAUUGUUAGUUGACCCAGCUCAACUAGUAGAUAACAGUUCACAUUUAUUAAACACCCAUGAUAGUACAAAAGUGCCGGAUAGCCAGGCAGAUGAAAUCUGGGAAAACUUUUAUAAAACAAACCCUCAAAAUUCGAGUCUGCCUUAUCCAUUAUGCGCCAUGAAGUCAGAAGUGGCAUAUGGUAUAAUUAUGGGAGACCAUGAUUACUGCCAAAGAUCCACCAAAUCAGAGCCACUGAUCAAAGAAGAAUUGCCAUCGAAUUUAGGUCCUGGUUUGAGUGAUGAUAAAUUGGAAGAAACUACUGGCAUUGAUUCAAAACAGACAAACGAAAUCAAAGACGAAAAUCCCAGUUUAACGGAUUCUCCAAGAAAGAAACCAAAAUCUCCAAAGAAAAGAAUUUCAAAACCCUCUGGUGACAAUAGCUCUUCCUCCAGCAGUGACAGCAGUGAUACGGAUUCGAGCACUUGCAGUUGUGGUACAAAUUGCAGUUGUUCGAGCUCUUCGUCAAGUGGUUCUUCAUCAUCCAGUAGUGAUUCUGAGAGUUCUGGACCUGAGGACAGCUCUAAAGCUAAGGAACCGAGACCCAAGAAGAGGAAAGAACGCAGAAGUAGAACCAAGACAGAAAUUGAUCCGGAAGGGGACAAAGAACCUCUGUCAAAUACUAUUCUUCCUGCUGCACCAGAACCGGAAACUGUUACGGAGACACAAACUAUAAAAUCAGAAGAAAUAAAACAAGAACCUCAAGCUGAACAUAAAAUGAAACAUGAUGAAACUGAAGAGCCAAAUAUCCUUAUAGAUCCAGAGGAUCCACCAAUUAGAGAAUCAGAAUUGGAGACUGACGAGACUUCGUCUGAUGAAGAGUUUUAUGACAGUCAACCGCAAAGAAGAGUCAGCCAGUUGAUGGCUGAAAAAAGGAAUCAACUCAUGCAAAAUACUGCUGCUGGUGUACCCAGCAACAAUGGUAAUUCAUCGCCAACUUACAUGGCUGAACCUCUUCUUAACACAACCUUGCCCAUGACACCUUAUCCCCUUACACCUCCUACAGAAAUUCCAGUUACACAAACACCUACUUCAUUAACACCCAAAUCAAGAGUUCGACCAAAAAGAAAUAGAAAGGCAGUGCCAAAAAUUAAGGUACCGAUAGAAAAGCCAAUCCAAAAUUCUAGUCCAUUCCCUCAACAAUUUAUGGACAUCCCUAAAUCCUUUUCACCUUAUCAUCAACCUGUAACUUUACCAGAAUCAAAACCAUUGACACCUCUUCAAAAGCCAAUCUCCUCUUUCAUGCCAUCCGAAAACACGCCAGGAGGUUCAGAGAAUGAUAAAUCGAGGUCUUCAAAACGAAGGAGGAUCCCAAACAAGUUUUAUGGAUACUCAAGUGGCGAAGAAGACGAAAAGCCAACAUUCAAAUGGAGAAAACAAGACACACCUAGUCAUCACAAAACGACUCCUCCUUCCCAACCCAUAUUACCUCCUCCACCACCACCUCAGCCUUCGACACCGACCCCAAGGAUACAGUUGACUGUACCUAAGCACGUCAUAAGAAAAACUCCAAAAGCGGCCAAAAUUAAAGUACAAACAAGUAGCAAUGAUUCGUCGGACAGCGGCAGCGAGGAAGUGAAAAGACCGCAGUUCAUGCGUUCGAUACCGGUUCCUCCUCCACCUAUGCCCGCGCCGCAGCCUUCCCAUGGUUCACAGAAGCCCGACAAGGAUGUCUACUGCUACUGCAGAUGUCCCUAUGAUGAAGUGUCUGAGAUGAUAGCUUGUGAUGACGAAAACUGUACAAUCGAGUGGUUUCAUUUUGAGUGUGUUGGGAUCAUGGUGCCCCCCAGAGGCGAGUGGUUCUGUCCAGGCUGUCGGAAAGCCCGAGGCCUGCCUCCCGCUUAGUCUUAUACAAUUUUAUUAGUUUCUUGUGCUAUAGAAUUUACAGUACUGGUUUUUAUAAAUAAAAGUGUUUAAAGUGUAAAAUAUUAUUCUGUGAAAAUUGUGUGAUUUACACUAAUCAAAACUGUGAAUGUAUUUUUAAUAAUGCUAUCAUAGAGAGCAAUCUCAUAUUUCUAUUCUAUUUAAUACAAGUUGAUGUGUUGAAUUUAGGUAAAGGGGGCUUGUAGUUAAAGUAGAUAAUGACUUUAACUGUGUUCUGUUUAUUUUUUGUACAAUACAAUUCAUAUAACGAGUAAGGGACUUCCUUAAUGUCCUUAAAAAAACCUUUUGUACAUUUGCAUAUAUGUAAAUAUUCAUGUACAUACAU